GUGCGCAAAGCUAUGUCGUUAUUCCCCUAAUGUCGGAAAAAACUAACAAUUUCGCAAUUGCAGUGUUUCCAUUAAAUGAGAAAUGCAAUUAAAAUCACGUGAAUAAGUCUGUUCACUCGAUAAGUCAUAAAAAUAGCAUGCAGCGCCUCAUCCUCCUACUACUUCCUGUCGUCUUUUCCGUCUUUUCAGUCAGUAGUAGCAUCCUGCUGUUGGUCACAUGACUCGUGAUUUAAAAAAAAGUGUUUCCAUUGCAGUUUUAUUGAAAUACACGGAUUUUGAUGCAGCUGAAAAACAACCUCAUCCCAGCACAAAAACGUUUUAUCUAAAAAUGUUUUGUCAAAAAAUUCCAUGUUUCCAUUGAGCAAAUUUAUUUUCAUAAUUACAAUUCGCACAAUUAUCUGUGAAUGAAAAGGCAGCAGUUCAUACAGAUUAAAAUGGAAUUAAAACAGAGAAUGAUUCAAAGCUUUACUUGAAAUCUGGCGAUUUAAUUACUUUUUAAUCUUUCUGGAGGUUUUUUCUUCUCUUGUUUGGAUUUAAUUAUUGAUUCUGUAAAUAUUUCUUAUACUAAAACUACAAAGAGUGGAAUCGUUUAUUUGUAAUGAACACUUAAGAAUACAACACUUAUGAAUUAUUUCUCUUUGACUUGGUUUUGAAUCUCAUUGGUUGCAGUUGGAGCGUUUAUGGACUGUAAGAACUAUUAUUAUUAUUUUUGUGUGUGCCUGUGUGAUUUAGAUCAAAUAAACUAUCUAAAUGUUUACUAUUAAAUGUGCAACUGAAAAUCAGAUUAACUCUGCAAAAACAUGACAGAUAAGUGACCUGAAAAAGAUGGAUUUCUGCAUGAGUUUCUGUUUCUGAUUCUCCUUGAUGCUGUUUUUGCUGCUAAGCUGAAGAUCGUCCUGCUUAUAGAGAGAAACAGACAAAGCUGGUUCUGUCUGCUAGCUCUAAUGUUAGCGAAGAUCAUCAUGUUUCAGCUGAGCAGAACCUUCAACCAGCUCAUCAUCCCCAUCUGAUGGCUCAGCAAAAGUUAACAACAUGUUUCAGCUGCAGCAACACAACCACCUCUCCAGCGUUUUCAAGAAAAUUCACAGUUGAGUUAAAGGCGCCGCCGUCGAGACCUGAUCAGAUUUUGGAGGAAGUGAUCCAUCCAGCCCAGCAGCUUGUUGCUACGCAGAUACAGCCUCCAAUAUUGCCGCCUCCACCGCAUCCAAACUUCCUGUCAGGAGAUCUCAACCCCAAACUUCCUCUGGAAAAGGAUCAACAUUUAACUUCUACUAGUCCACCACUCGGUUCAACGCCGGCAGCUACCAGUCAGGGUUUCAGUCCGACAUCGACGUCACCACAUCAGUUUCUGCAAUCUAAAGAAAAUAAUGAGUCUCCAGUGGAUCUAAAAGACAAACUGAUGUGGUCGGAAACACCAGUGCCAACACAGAUUUCUGUUUCCCAGAUUAAAAUUAAACCCUCAGAUUCAGUGAAAGUUACUUCAGAAGGGGAAUUGUAUAAUUUAAAACCCCAUUCUUUCCACCAAAGGAAUAUCCUCUCCAAAAAUGAGACAUCGUCACACAUUUCUCCAAAUAAACCAACUGCUUUGCACUUUUCAGCUUCUCCCCAACAAACAACUCACUGGCCUGCCACACCAUUGAGUUUUCUCCCAAAGUUUCAUCUUGAAAGCCCCGACAUGCAACUUCCACCAUCUUUAAUCACCAGACCUCCGCCAUUACAGUUUGAUGAUCGACCCACAACAGCAACCUUAAACCCUGGAUCAUCUCAGCAGCACCACCCAGUAUCAGACCCAGUAAACACCAGUCAUGUGUACUGGUUGAAUCAGGCGAACUCCACACAGAAAGAUCAAGCAUCCAACAGCACAAAGCUGACAGACUGGAAAAAGAGGAACACCUCCCAAUCCCCAAUGACCAGCAACGAUCCCAUAGGAACACAACAGUCGCCAUCAUGGCUGCCUGCACUUGAGAAACAUGACAUCCCCAUUGUGGUGGGAGUCGGCAUAUCCCUGGCUUUUAUCUUCAUAACCGUCACGUUUUAUUCGGUCGUCCAGAAGAACGAACCUUUACCUCCAGGUCGAGCAGCCACAUCCUUGGCAGCUCAAAGGAAUCUUGGAGUCCCAAAAAGACAUGCUGACCACCAAGCUGCUGGACACACGUAUGAAAACAGAGCUUUUGAGGAUGAUGACUCUGUCACCGUGAUUGAGCAGAGCCCCAACACGUCAGAUACUCGGGCCCGACCUCCAGGGCCCAGCCUGGUCAUUGUGCAGAUGGAGCCAACAUUUGAGGAGAUUCAAGAUGUCUGCCACCCUGCAGCGGACCACUACUCAGUGACUGUGGAGACUCAUCCUGAGCCCACUGUUGACACCAAGAUUGACUCGUCGCUGGAGGAAGAUAAGAGAUGCAGUUUGUCGCUGCCCAGCAUCCAGCUGCAGUCCACUGAGGACUGGACGAGCAUCUCAGGGGACAACCACAGCGCAUGCCAGGACGCCUUUCCCCCUCCAUCCUCUUUACCCUCUCGCUCCCCGUCCCCGCCCUCCAGACGAGAAGACACUCUACACUCCUCUCUAACGCUGCGCAGCGCGGAGCCUUGUGCUGCACCCAUCCACCACAGCCUCAGCAUCUCACACGGCAGCCCUCCUCUGCUCGUCUCACAUCACGUCUCUCUGGGGCUCACCUCUGUUGCUGUUGACGUCCAGGUCUAUCCUGCAGCUUCUGCUUCAACGGCAGUAAGCAGCAGCACUCACAUCAACUCGGCUUCGAACUCAGCCUCUGUGACUGCGCCGUUGUUUAGUCCUCCGUUGUUCAACAGCCAAGAGAACGACGAUCGAUCGACGGGCAGGUUGCAUCAGAGUAAAUAGCUUCUGACAGACGUUUGACCAAGGAGGAGACGGUGAGCACUUGUAUCUUAUCAUAAACAAACUGUAAAUACUUAGCAUUAGAGCUAUUAAUCGUAUUAACCGAUUAACCGAUUAUUCAAAUAAUCGCCAACCAAUUUAGUAAUCGAUUAAUUGUUAACUGGAGUAUACAGGCUCUAAAAAAGGUCAUUGGCUGAAAGAACAACAUUGUCAGAGUCGUAAUUAAACCAAAAACUGUACAAAAAUUUUAUACAUUUUGCAUUUAAGAUAAAAAAAACUCCUCAAGUGACGUAGUUUUUGCUUCAUCUGGUUCAAAUUGUGUAAAAAAAAAUCUAUUAAGCACCUUUUUCUGUCCAGUAAUGAAUCGGUUAAUCCAAAAUAUAAAGAUAUAGCUGCACUAUACUGAUAAGUCAAGCAGAAAGCGCUGAGCUUUUAACAUGUUGAUAGAAGUAUUUUGUUCGCUGCAGAAGCAUUGUUUGCUAUAAAUGAUCAAGCUUUCACUAAAAGAAUGUUAUGUUAUUGCAUUGUAGGCAAUAGCAUAUUUAUUUGCAUCUUUUAAUGUAUUUUUUAUUUUGUAUAAAAGAUUUCUGUCAUUAAAUUAAAAAAAUUUACAAUGUGACAAUUUUUUUACCAGAUUAAUUGAUUAAUCAUCAGAAUAGUGACAGAAUAAUUGAUUACUAAAAUAAUCGUUAGUUACAGCUUUAAUUAUAUUGUAUUCAAAUAGAAAGUAUGUUUAUUUUAAUUCAUGCUGAGAGAUUGAUUUGCUGGUUUAAAAGUUACAUAUUGUACAUCUUUAGACAUGUUUAGUCUUUUUGAGUUUAUUUUGCUCUUAACCACAAAGGCCCACACACAACUGUUCUGACUUUCUGAAGUAUUUUCAAGGUUUCGUUUUGGAUUUUGUCUGCAUUUUUGCUCAUUGUCCACCCAAAAGUAAAAAUUGUCAGAAGAAUGUACAAAACAAUAACACAAAGCACACUCUGAUAUAUUUUAAACAUAAUGUCAGCAUCAAUCAGUACAAUCCUUAGACUUAUUAGAUGAAAACUUGAUGUUAAUUUGAAAGAUAUUACCUUUCUUAUCCUAUUUUCCCUAUAUUCGAACGCACAUGACUUUUGAUUGUGUUUUUUUUGCCAGUGUUAUAUGUAUGUAUUUAUAUUCUCUACUCUGCUAUGGUUAUUGCUGAACACGGGCACAGUAGUAUAUUAUUCAUCUCAGAGAUGUUGAGUGCUGUUUAGAUGCUGACUGGCAAUAAAUCAUGAGUGGUAAACAAAGAAAAAACAACAUAACAUUAAUGAAUCUGAACGAUAUAAUGAAGAAAAAUAAAAAUGGAGGACGCAUUAUUGAAUUAAAACAUGUUUUUAGUAUGUAAAACUUGUUUUGUUUUGGGUAAAGCAGGUUUCUUUUUUUUUUUAUCUCUGCACCCUGGGGAUAAAAAUCUUUUCGUCUUUGAAUAUGUUCAUUUUUUUAUUUAUUUAUUCUUUAUCGUAUCUGUAUAUAGUUCAAGUAAAAUCCUUUAAAUGUUUUGUGUUUAGUAAAACAGCCAAGGAACCCUUACUUAUGACAUCUCAUUCUUUAUAACAAGGUAUUUGACUGUUACGAGAUAUUUUUGUUUACCAAAGGAGGGUCACUGUCAAUAAAACCCUGACAUUUCA
Molecule: messenger RNA, 4503 nt
Organism: Xiphophorus couchianus (Monterrey platyfish)
Lineage: Eukaryota; Metazoa; Chordata; Actinopteri; Cyprinodontiformes; Poeciliidae
Product: roundabout homolog 3
Exons: 7
Coding region: 1010-2857 (615 amino acids)
Biological process (GO): homophilic cell-cell adhesion; axon guidance; dendrite self-avoidance
Cellular component (GO): axon; plasma membrane
Molecular function (GO): cell-cell adhesion mediator activity
Source: RefSeq, a predicted model, not a curated record